This is a messenger RNA of Umbelopsis ramanniana AG, 4482 nucleotides long. RefSeq lists its product as uncharacterized. The transcript has 16 exons. The record is from RefSeq and is a predicted model, not a curated record. Gene Ontology annotation, cellular component: cytoplasm. Gene Ontology annotation, molecular function: protein binding; GTPase activator activity. NCBI's taxonomy places the organism in Eukaryota, Fungi, Mucoromycota, Umbelopsidomycetes, Umbelopsidales, Umbelopsidaceae. The coding region runs from base 78 to 4229 and encodes 1383 amino acids.
ACAAGCAAGUCCCAAAAUUUCCGCUUUCGCUUUAUUAAGCCUCAGCCCAGCUGGAGUCCCUUUCAUUUCAACCCGCAAUGACUCAGCUACAGAAUGGGGAUGCUCUUAUCUCGGCAUCGGCCAGUAUGCUCACUAUUCAAGAUGCUGUACUAGAUUCUCCCAUAUUCAGGGCCAACAUCGCCCACAUUGAAGAUCAAGUCGACCAGAUUCAGCUGUGGUUAGAGGGUCUGACCAAGCAGUUGAGACUGUAUCUCGACGAACUUAACAAGUUCAAUCUGUCUACCAACGCAUUAUGCAAAAAAGCUAUACCGCAAGGCAUUGACGAGUCGCUUCUCGAUUCCGACUUUACUAGUGGAAUAAUACGAUCUUUUACUGAUGCUCUUCAAACCAGUCUUGCUUUCAAGUCUAAACUGGUCACGGAUGUGGAGGAAGAGUUACUACAGCCUUUGACGCAAUUUCUAAAGACGGAUGUAAAGGAGUUCAAGGAGUACCGAAAGCAAAUGGAAAAGCAGCUAUCAUCCUAUGAAUCUCAAUUGGCAAGGUAUAGCGUACUCAGCAAGACAAAAGAAGCAUCAGCUCUGCGGGAAGAUGCAUUCCAACUGCACGAAGUUCGAAAAGCAUAUGUUCGAAUGUGCAAUAACUAUGUCACGCAUAUCAUUGCUUUUCGGACAUACCUGGACCGAGCCAUAGUGACAUGUUUCACUGGAGCCACUGUAGCGCAUGUUGAAGAUUUGGAAGGAGCUCAUGAGGUUUGGCAAAAGCUGAAAUCUUCUAUAGGUGCUUGGCGGCGUUGGCUUAUCGAGAACCGGCAGACCUGCGAUUUUCAAUUACAAAAAUUGCAGAAGACCAGAAAACGCAUCGAAAGCAAUUACCUCAAGCAGGUUCGGCCAAGUCGCGAUUUAGAGGAUUACAAUCUCACCGCUGCCUCAGCCGCUGGAAGCAGUGCCAUAGCCUCUCUUACCGCUCUAUCGCCAAGCGAUUCCGCCGCAUUUCACAAGCAGAAGUUAGAGGAGUUGGUAGCGACCUCUUCUAAACAAGGCUACCUGUUCAACCGCAUUGUCGUUGGAAAGCCUGCUAGAUAUUCUUGGGUGAGAAAGUGGUUUUUCUUGCACGAUGGCUGGUUUGGCUCAUGCAUCGUAGGAACUACAAACAAGAUCAAGGGCACCAUCACCGUGAAUGAUCGUGUUAGUGUUCUACUUUGUGAUAUCAAGGUUGUUUCUGAUCUCGACCGACGUUUCUGCUUUGAAAUUGUGUGUGCCCAACAGCCAUCUUUCAUGCUGCAGGCUGAGACAGAAGAGGAUAUGCAGAUUUGGAUUACGGCUUUCAAUAGCAGCAAACGACUCGCCUUGGAAAAUACCUAUGGAGGAAAUUCGAGUCCGUCAGAGAAGAAUUCAGAUGGGGAAAAAUCAGAUGCCAUAUCUAAGUCAUUGAACUUGGUUUCGUCCAAAGCAAAGUCCACUACGGUGGUCACCACUGACGCCAGUUUCCCUUCAACUGCGACAUCCACCACUAUCUUACCAUCUGGAGAAACCGCUACAACCACAUCUAUAGUCACACCGUCCAUCCAAUCUUCAGGUUAUUUCCCUAAAGCGGCUGGCAAGAACUUUAUGAGCACUAAAACCCUCUCUACCAGUAGUUCCCUUACAUCUCUUUUGGUUCGAGAUGUCUCUAAAGACAACUUGCAUCGCUCACCAAGUGGUUCACCCACUAUUGGUUUAAAUCCUAUGAAUACAUCCGUUACAACUUUAUCAGGAAACAAGGAAGAUGAAUCUCGGCCUACAACCCCCGGUCAACAAAAUCCUGCCGAUGGACAAAAUUCAACUUGGGGAAUACCAUGGGCUCUCGUACCUGGAAUUAACAUGUUUUCCAAUCCCUCGGAAGCGGGUACUGAAGCUGCAAAUGGAUCGUCGCCCAUUGAAUCGAAAUCAAUGGUCGUUUGGCCAGCGCAUAUCGACGCAGAUGUCGAAAAAGUCAAUCUUAGCGGAUAUGAUACCAGUAUGGAAUCCAAAAAUCAAGAAUUGAGGCGUCUAUUUGGUGGAGUUGGCUCAGAAGAAGUUGUUGUUGAUGCUUUUCUGGCUUCUCUUCAUCGGCCGGCUUCCAGCGAGAGCACCGAACCUGCCUACGACGAUCCGCCUAUGACUCCAGUCACACCAUCAAUACCAGAUAUACCCAUCAAGCUAGAUUCAGAAAUCCAAGAAGUACCUCUAUCCAGCUAUGGACACGCCUACACAGGAAGAGCUUUCUUAACACAGGAAACUUUCUGGUUUUACAGUUGCAUGAUGAUGACGUGCGUUAACACGAUUGCUGUUAAAUUGAAGGACAUACAAUCUGUCCGCUUGGUGCGUGAUCCUUCAGUAGCUGGUCACGGUAGUGGGACGAAGGACGAUAUUGCAUUGUCCCUCACCAUCAAAGAAGGAGAGGAAACCACUCAAUUUGUACUGAAAACGCUUAUGCAUGAUGUUGAGGCUGUUGCCGAACGAAUGAGACUGGCCAUUGAUAAUGCUAAAUCAGGACAAGGAAUGCCACUGCAAGACUUAUAUGACAUCAUCCAAAGUAUUGCUGUAUCGCGCAGUCGAUCAAAGGAUAGUCAGCCCACUACCAUCAUAUCAACUUCAAAAAGCGCACAAGUUCAAGGACCAUCCAAAGUUUCGGCGAAUGGAUCUGAAGCUACCCUAGUUGAUAAGGCCGCAUCUAAAGACAAAAAAGAGGCAAAGGAGGCCAAACCUAAGAAAGCACCUCGAAAGACUUCUAGUGGUAUCAAGCCUAUGCCUGCUACUUCAGGCGCCCUUGCGGCAGCUAUGAUGGCGGCCACCGCAGUUGCUGGUGGUAGCAAGUUCUUUGACGAGACUCAACUAAGCAAAAAACCAGACGAUACAAGUCACACCGCUUCUCCAGCGGCUGGUGUGGAAUCGAGUGCAGAUGUAACGGCAGAUGCCUCUACGGCCAAUACAUCAGAUGUAGAUGACUUGCCCGCUAAUGUGAAAGAGCCAUCGGGUCCAGUAUCAUGCGAUUGCAAGGAUCAUUUGGAUAAAUUAGAGGGUGAAAUUGAAGUUCCUGUUUCAGCCAAGAAGUUGUUUGAGUAUCUAUUUUCAGAUGAGCAGACCGGACCAAGCGCAAACGGUGGUGCAUGGAACAAAAUGAACACGUCCAAGGGUAAUAGUGGGCUUUCCGUAACCAAAUGGAAUAACAAUGGCGAAGGAAAGCCAGAGCGUGUACUCAAAUAUAUUAUGCCAGUGAACAACCCUAUGGUCAAAGUAAAGGAUACUGAAGUUGUGGAAACACAAACCAUUGUCAAACAAGAUAGUCACUUAUGCUAUGUAGUGACUGCCUCGACCAAGACUGCACAACUACCAUAUGCCGAUGCUUUCGUACCCUGCCUCCGGUUCUGCAUAACAUGGGUCAGUAAGAAAAAGUGUAAGCUGACUUGUCAUAUCGGCGUCAAAUGGCUCAAGAGUAUCAUGGUUAAAAGUAUGGUGAACAAGGCUGCUCUGAAGGGUAUGGGGGAUACGAUUGCUGCUUUACUUCCUAUCGUGAAGGCGGAUGCACAAAAACUCGGCCAGCCAGCAGGAAAAGUUUCGGGUGGAGACCUGGACAUGAAGGAAGAUGUAACGGCUCAGACAUUAGCGACGGACAAUGUGAAAGGCAAAGAAGAAGCAGCAAAUAAAAAGGUUGUUCAAGAGAGCGCGUUCUUCUCUUGGAUGCCUAGCCUCCAUGGGUUAUCGAUUCCUCAAAUGGCCAUGGCCGCUCUUGUCCUAACUUUAUUAAUAUGGCGCUGGCAAGCGUCUGCCCCAAGCGACAAGAACAGCCUGCAGUCGCAAGUAGUUUAUUCCCGAGCAGUGUACCUUCAAGACAUUGAAAAGGAAUUAAUUAAUACGAAUCCUGCCCUAAGCGCUUCACAAAGUGUGGACAUGUUUUUGCAGUCUAGACCAACAUUUGCGGAUACCCCAGGUGCCAAUGGCACCCUCGCCCAAAAAGCAUCAACUUGGUUUACUUCUUACCAUCGACAUUUUGCGUAUGAGCUCUCUUUCACCCGAGAGAGAAUAGGAUUGCUUCGAUACGAUGUAAUGGUUAUAUUCCAAACUCUCAACAAUAUUGAGAAGCGGCUUUUGGAAACAGAAUAUGUGAAUUGGUUACUGGAUGGUCAAUUACGAUGUGCGUCAGAGGAACCGGGCGAGAGCAGUAAGACCUCUUGCAAAACGGUGGAGGAUCAGCUAGCAAAGUACAUAUAAUGCAGCUUUUCAAAAUGUAGAGAACAGCUGCCAUAGCAUUUUUUUUUAUCUUAUUACAAAAGUUAGGUCAAUAAAAUUUUGAAUCAACAUUACUUUUGCGACAUCACCUGAAUCAGAAAAUAGAAAGUAUGAGGGAGACGCCGUCGAAUCAGUUGACUGAUAUAGAGAAGCAGAACUUGGAUGAAAUCCCAGGCUCAGAACGACACUUUGUCAAUAUUCAUUUCUUUCAUGAAGCGAGCAUUAUGCUAGAUCU